Molecule: messenger RNA, 2222 nt
Organism: Lethenteron reissneri (Far Eastern brook lamprey)
Lineage: Eukaryota; Metazoa; Chordata; Hyperoartia; Petromyzontiformes; Petromyzontidae
Product: putative short-chain dehydrogenase/reductase family 42E member 2
Source: RefSeq, a predicted model, not a curated record
GGCGAGGCAGAGCGAGAGGCCAGGGGGCCGCCUACGGGGAGCGACUUCGCGUGGCGUCGUGAUGGAGGGGCAGAGUCGGCGAGGGAGCCUUGCCGCCUCGCCGGUGACGGGCAGGCGGGCAGCCCGGACGGCUACAGAGCUCGUGAUGAGCCGCUAGAGAGUUGGAGCCCCGUGGAGUCUGUUGCCGUUCUUCUCGCGUGUGGCACGCGGUGCGUUCUCGUGUUCGGACUGAUGCUCAGACUGCGCGUUCGCUUUACGGAUUAACUUUAUAAAAACGUAAUUGUCUUUGUAUAAACUUCAAUACCGUUGCUGUCAUUAGAGUUGAAGGCAUUCAUAAUGCUGAUUGUUUCCGUGAGAUGUCUACGCACAGCUGUGAGACGAUGCGAUCUUAAGCUUCGUUGCAAUGAGUAGCAGCGAGCGGCGCUGUCCACUGGGCUACUCGGUCACUCGGCUUUACACUUCGGUAGAAACAGCGUCGUUUCCUGGGCCUGGCGUACACCUUGCUUGCUUGGGGGCAGGUUUUCGACAGCUUGCUUGGGGGCAGGUUUUCGACAAAUAUCCACCCCUUGCCAGCUACAACCGGGAAGUAGAUUUCAACGGAGUCCACGGCACGGAUCAACUUCGCAGUGUUUUCCUUCCUUCGGCACGCCAGUAACUGGGACGAAGCUCCACAGCUCUUCCAUCACGGGGAAACUUCUUCCAGGCCGACGUGGGGGACUACGAGGCGGUGGCGGCGGCUUGCAGCGGCGUCCCCUGCGUGCUCCACACGGCCUCCUGCGGCAUGCCCGCUCGCGAGCAGGGUGUGCAAGCGCAUUCUAUUAAUGACGGAGAGCAAGUGAACGUGUUUCAAUGGCUGCAACCGCUGUUUGAGAAGCUUGGGCACAGCAUGCCUCGGACAUGCGUACCUGUUCACCUGGUCUACGCUGCAGCCCUGACGAUGGAAUGGGUGCACCUACUGCUGAGGCAUUUGGUGGAGCUCCCUCCACUCCUCACCAGGAGCGAGGUGCGGAACGUCGGCGUGACGCACACAUUCUGCAUCAGCAAGGCACGCCGCCAGCUGGGAUGCCGUCCGCGCGAGUUCUGUUUGUCCGAGACGCUGCACGUGCCGAAGAUCACCCGCAUCAAAACGUGGCGGACAGGCGUCGCCCGGCAUGAAGCGCUGAUGUGGGCCGGGGUGCUCCUGUGCUUCUGUCUCCUCGUGCUCCACUCUGUGGUGGUCCUUCUGAUGAUGUUCUGAGGCCGUUGGAUGAUGCUACGCUGCGCUUUGUCGAUGUGAAAUGAACAGCACGUUUCUCAAUAUUGGAAAUGCUGUCAGUGUACGGCACUUAUCCAUCACUGAAUUACAGUACAGGAACAGGUUUCUUUGGACACUUUGGGAAAUGGCUCGACUCACCGGUAGUUGAAAAUACAAAAAAAUCAGAACAGACAUCAGUGUCUUCCAAAGAGAGAGAGAGAAAAACAAUUUUAAUUCCAAUGGCAAAAGUGUAAAAUAAAGUAAAUGCAUAAUUUGAGCAACUUACCCCUCGAAAAUUACCCCCAAUUAUCACCACCACUACCACCACCACCCAUUGUCAUUUUUCUACAUGGACGAAUAGCAAACACUACAUUAACUCUCCCGAGGCCCUCUUGUCGUAACCAGUGGACCUCGAGAUUGGCAUUUGUCUCCUGAACAGAUUGCCAAAGAUGAGAAUACAACAUUUGUGCAGCACCUGGCACCAUCAUCUUGAGCAAGGGAAUGACAGACACUUGAGAGAUUUUCUUAUCAACAAUCGACUGGUAGAUGAAGUAAUUGGAUGAAGGUGUUUAUUCAUGGAAAGCAAAUACUCUGCUGCAGUUCCACAACACCAUGUAAUGAGCACAACCAAGCUUAAUAUACUCGACAUUCGAUGAGCGACAGGAUUGUGGAAGAUAAGCUAAGCACGUGAGACUUGAAAUCUACUGAUAACAAAACUAUACUGCAAUACCCCUUAAGCCAAAAAGCCAGUGCAGUUUACAGGAGGAGUAAGACUAUCGAUUAUUUAUUUUGGAGCGUCCAGACUCCUUCUCAGGAUGGUCCUGCCUUGGAGAUGUGCGGCCAUGUUCAUGAUUGAUUGUUUGGGUGCGGCAUUACAAAGGAGACAAACGCAAUAACAAGGUGGAAAUUUAAAGAAGACCGAUUACAAUGGAAUUUGUCAAACGCCCGACUUGACAUUUAAAACACAAAGCGAAGUAAGAAAAGUGGA